Molecule: messenger RNA, 2186 nt
Organism: Oxyura jamaicensis (ruddy duck)
Lineage: Eukaryota; Metazoa; Chordata; Aves; Anseriformes; Anatidae
Gene: FBLIM1
Product: filamin binding LIM protein 1
Exons: 8
Coding region: 318-1976 (552 amino acids)
Biological process (GO): cell-cell adhesion
Cellular component (GO): stress fiber; focal adhesion
Molecular function (GO): filamin binding
Source: RefSeq, a predicted model, not a curated record
GGGGACGGGGGGGGGGGGAGCACUGCCACAAAGGGGAUCGGUACCCCCCGGGAGGGGACAGGGGACCGCAGGGCCACCCUCUGCAGGGACAGGGGGGACGCCCAGGUGGGGGACGGGGGCUGCAAAGCCACCCCCUGGGUAAGUGGUGAGGGGACAGCGGGGCCGCGAGGGGACAGAGGUCUGGCCCCCGCCCUGUCCUGUCUGCCUUGGGUGUCUUCACAGGGCCCGCGGGGGUCCCCGGGGCUGGGGGGCAGCCACGGGAGGGCCACGUCGCGCCCCAGGUUGGGAGGGGAUGCCCCAUAAGUGGCCCCAGCCCCAUGGAUCCCACCCGGGCUCUGGCACCCCAGAUUCUGGGGCAACUCUUGCAGGCCCCCGUCCCAACGCAGCCACCCCAAAACACCUCGGCAGAGGGAAGACGAGACCCCCCCCAAAAAAAGUGGGGUGCAAGCCCCAAUAAUGCUGCCCCCCCCCCAGCUUCAGCCACCCCGGCCGGUGGGGCGGCAGCGGGGCCGCCGGGAGCUCGGCCGUCCCAGCACAAAGAGGAAUGCACCGAGCACAUGGUUCGCAUUAGCCCUGGAGAUUUUUUUUCUUCCUUUCUUUAUGAUUAUUACUUUUUUUCCCCCCUUAUUUUCUGCCGCCCGGCCAGGGAGCACGGCAGCGGCGGCUGCCCGGGGCGAGGAUUUGAGCGCCGGGCGAGGGCUGGCAGCGCCGGGGCCCGUUUGGGUUUCGCCGGCGGGGAGGGAGGGAGCACGCGAAGCCACUCUGGGUUUUCCUUUUCCUCCUUUUCAUUUGAGUCAGAGGCUGAAGUCACCGGCGUGCUGGUCCCCGCGCUGCUGCCCCGCCGCAGAGGAUGCGGGGAUGCCCGUGAAGGGGGCCUGGGGGAGCGGAGCCGCCCCGUGCCGGGGUGCCGCAUGAGACCGGGCAACUCGUCGCACGGCCCCGGCCCACCUGCCACGGCCACGAUGCUCCCCGGGAAAGCAGAGAAGAGGAUGGCGUCGUCCGUGUUCAUCACCCUGGUGCCCCCGCGGAGGGAGGCGGCCACCAAGGAACGGCCCCAAACGGGGGUGUCGCCCCCCGUCCCCGAGGGCACCCAUCGCCCCCGGGCAUCCCCGCCACAGCCCCUGGCUUUGCCCAACGGAGAAAGCUGCCCUCGGUCCCCACCAGCGCCCGUGCCUUCGUCCUCACCGGUCCUCAUCCUCUCCGAAGUGCCCCAGCCCUUGUCCGCGGAGGCGCUGGGUCCGGCGCUGCAGCAGCUGGACCUCGCAGCGCCUGCCACCCUGCAGGCUCCUUCUGCCUUCCCUGCUGAGCUGAGGCCGCCCAAAUUUCACCAGGAGCAAGCAGACAAGGCGCCGUGGCGGGAUGCCAACGGGCACCCGGAGAGGGACGGCUCCAGAGACAUCUGCGCCUUCUGCCACAAAGCCGUGGGCCCGCGGGAGCCGACGGUGGAGGCGAUGCGGAAGCAGUACCACGCCGACUGCUUCACCUGCCGCACCUGCCACCAGCGCCUGGCCGGGCAGCGCUACUACCAGCGGGACGGGCGCCCCACGUGCGACGCCUGCUACCAGGCCACGCUGGAGAAAUGCGCCAAGUGCCAGGGGCUGAUCGCGGAGCGCAUCGUGCGUGCCAUGGGCAAGGGCUUCCACCCCAGCUGCUUCGCCUGCACCGCCUGCGGCCGGGCCAUCGGCGCCGAGAGCUUUGCCGUGGAUGAGCGGGACGAGGUGUACUGCGUGGCUGACUUCUACAGGAAAUACGCCCCGGUGUGCGGGGCCUGCAAGCUCCCCAUCAUCCCCAGUGAGGACCAGGACACCUACAAGAUCGAGUGCCUGGGACGCAGCUUCCACGAGAGCUGCUACCGCUGCGAGAGCUGCGGGACGCCCCUGUCGCCGGAGCCGACGGAGGAUGGGUGCUACCCCCUGGGCCAGCGCCUCUUCUGCAAGUCCUGCCACGUCCGCCGGCGGAACGAGUCGUCCUGCUAAAAGCCCCCGCUGCUCCCACGACGUACCCGCAGGCAGCGGCGGGAGCAGCGUUUUCAGCAGCACAACGGGCCGGGCCCCUUCCCUCAGCCCUCUUCCCAACCUCAUUGUGAACAGAAAAAGCCCUGGAAGAGCAGCGGUGGUGGGUGAGCUGAGGUUUCCUUUGCCUUUUUUUUUUAAAUAAAUAAAUUAAAAAACCCUCUUCUGAGGCCG